AUGAACGCUACCGCACUGGGAAGGCACGCGGUCCGCGCGGAUGUCGCGACGAUACGGACUCGGUCGGACAGCGUGUCGGAUGAGGGACAACCACAACAGCGCAGCGCGCCUCUGUUGCAGUCACCACAAUACACUGGCGGCAGACCACAACCCUACAAUGCAAGUACCGUCAACCAUGCGCCUGCGACGCGAGCCUGCAGCGAAGACUCUUGCAGUCAGCACAGUCAGCACAGUGAUGCACAGAACGAUAUGGACUUUGGCAGUGGCGGUCCACCGCCGGGUAUGAUGAAGGAUAGACAUGGACCACCGCCUCCUCAUCAUCCGCGUGAUGGUCGCGGUCCCUAUGGCCCCGAAGGCUAUGGCGGAGAAGGUUUCGUUCCACCUCCACCAAUGCAUCAUCCAAUGCCACCACAAAAUCAGGGUGGUCCACCACAACAAGGCGGCGUGAUGAUGGUGUAUGGACUGGAUCCGACUACAGCCAACGCAGACAGAUUGUUUAAUCUAUGCUGCCUCUAUGGAAAUGUUGUUAGGAUAAAGUUCUUGAAGACAAAGGAGGGUACGGCAAUGGUUCAAAUGGGUGAUCCCGUCUCUGUGGAACGAUGUGUGCAAAACCUCAAUAAUGUUACAGUUGGAGAUUACACGCUAACACUCGCGUUCUCAAAGCAAGCAUAUUUAUCCGAGGUGAUGAACCCCUACCCACUGCACGACAAAUCUCCAUCAUUCAAGGAUUACGUGAGCAACAAAAACAAUCGAUUCCUCACACCGGCUUCCAUACACAAGAAUCGGAUACAGCCGCCUUCUAAGGUGGUGCAUUUCUUCAACACUCCCCCAGAUGUGUCGGAAGAACAGCUGCUAGCAGUAUUCACAGACUACGGAGUCACUUCUCCACACACUAUCUCAAAGUUCCCGCUUAAGAGCGAAAGGUCAUCAUCAGGACUGAUGGAGUUUCAGAACAUAUCGCAGUCAGUGAUGGCCAUCAUGGCUUGUAACCACGCUACCAUCAACCACCCAGGUGCGAAAUUCCCGUUCGUUAUGAAACUGUGUUUCUCGUCGUCGCGACAGAUCGGCCAGGGCAAAGGCCAGAACCAGAAUAAGAACCACAACCUGAAACAGGAGGAGAGCCAGAGACAAGGCCAGAAUAAUGGAAUCGAACACGAUUACUAG
This is a messenger RNA of Pieris macdunnoughi, 1164 nucleotides long. NCBI's taxonomy places the organism in Eukaryota, Metazoa, Arthropoda, Insecta, Lepidoptera, Pieridae. The record is from the annotation of a GenBank genome assembly.